CCACAUUGCACUUGGCUGGAAAGAGCGUCGAUCGAGCCAACGCUGCGGCAGAGGCCGAGAGGAUGUCAACGCCACGUAGAGAGACACUGCAAGACUGUAGCGCUAUGACUUGGUACGCAGCCUCGUCGCGUUCUUUAGUUGCGCGUUGUCGCCUUGUCGUGGUGGUAGACGAAUGCAGUAGCGCGCAACAAGGCAAACACCUUCGUGUACUGCACGCGCUGCCGGCUGUAGCGCAGUGAGGCAGCCUGCUGCAUUUGUCGUGGAUGCCGCGACCCGAGGUCCAGUACGACAUGGACGCGGUGCGCUGGCGACAUAGCCGCGCCAUGCACUCGGCAGCGACCACCAGCGCUGUUGAUAGGCCAUUGUCGAAUUGUGCGACCGUGACCAAGCAGCAGGUAGCAACACACCGUCAUCAUUCACUCGGAGCUGGUGCGAUGUUGGUUUUUGGCGCCAACAUCGGGUGGCGGCGGCUGGCUUCGGACGUCUUCGAGUGUGUUACGGCAGAGUGAUGGUACCACAUUUUUCAACGCGCAUCAUCACGCUACAUGGGCGACGACAUGGCCGAGGUGCUCGCUCUUCUGCAAGACGAUGCGGCGACGAUCGAAACGAUGGCGGCCUUCCUCUCGCGCACGACCGACUUUGCGUCGCCCGAGGUCUCGUCGGACGACAGCGCGACGCGCGAGACGCGCCAAAUGAAGCGCCGCUUGGCCGGCAACCCAAAGGAAGAGAUCGAGUACCUCCAGUCCAAACACCGGUACCUCACGCGACAGCUACACACGCUCCAAGAGCGACAGGCGCUGGUGCCGACCGACGAUCCGUGGAAAGGCCGGGCGUUGGAACAAGCCCGUGCGGCGCAGCGGUCGCGCCAAGAGAACCUGCGACUCAAGGCCAUGCUCGAAGAUCAGCUCAAGGUGCUCGAGGCGCUCCAGCGUGUCAUUGCCAAGAAGCCUCGGCUGUCGACGUUCCCAACCAUGGCUGAUGCACAGUGGAAGCACGGCGUCCUCGACGUACUCGAUCGCGAAGCCAGCCUGGAGGCCCUCAUGCAGCACCAGCUCGAGAAGCUCGAGACCGCGUGGAUCCGGCACGGCUUGUUUGACGCUGUCGAGGCCAACGAAGCUGUCUUGCGCUCGCACGUCGAAACGAAAGGCCAGGAAAAUAUGACCUUGCACUUUGUCCAUUGCACGCACAUUCCUCUGGACUACAUUGCGAUGGCCAACUUGACGUGGGAGCACAUGACGACCAAGUUGCGCUCGAAACGCAGCGAGGUCCUUGAGGUCUACCAUCCCGACCUUAUUUACGUCAAACACUUUGGCGACCUCCCGGACCCGACAAUGCCGACUCUCGAGGCCCGUGUGGUCUACCGUCGAUGGAUGCAAUCGGACCGCGUCAUUAUCGCAUGGCACACGAUCCUGGACGACAAGCUGCUGCCGCACAGCCGCGGCAAUCUGGUCGAGAACCGUUUCGGGUGGUCGGUCACGCACCGCAAGUCGCCCGACGAGAGCAUGUUGGCUGUCUACGGCACCAUGACGACGCCAAGUAUGCAUAUCGACGACGAGUCGGCGCAGCCCGCGGUCGGCACGCUCACAGAGCUCCUCUUGCAAAUGUCAAAAGAAAACGGCGAAAAAUUUGGAUCGCGCAUCCGCGAUGCCAUUAUCGCGUACAAGUCGACACAAAACGCGCUGACAGAACAUUAAUACAUGUAUCGACCUCAAACAGCA
Messenger RNA from Saprolegnia diclina VS20, 1718 nucleotides. RefSeq lists its product as hypothetical. The transcript has 3 exons. Lineage: Eukaryota; Oomycota; Saprolegniomycetes; Saprolegniales; Saprolegniaceae. The record is from RefSeq and is a predicted model, not a curated record. The coding region runs from base 546 to 1694 and encodes 382 amino acids.